AUGGUGGGAGCGUUGGAAACAAUCUCCCACCGCUCCCAGAAAUGGGUGCCAUCAAGGAAAAUAGGACGAGAUGAAACACGAGCCGCAAGAAAUUAUCGGUCAUUCACUUCAACUCCGAGAGCUUCAUUGUCCCUCGAUCGAGGUUCUUCAGAUGUCCAAAAAGCUCAUGCGUACUGCUCGAGCCUUGUUCGGAACUAUGACUCCCCUUCUUAUACGUUGGCUCACUUCAUCCGACCGCACAUGCUGCCGGCGUAUCUCGCGAUCCGCGCAUUCAACAUCGAACUGGCUCGAAUACCCGACCUGGUGUCAAUGCCUCAAAUUGGUGCGAUGAGGAUGCAGUUCUGGCGGGAAACCAUCGACAAAACCUUCAACCUCACUCCUCCGCCUGAGCCCGUUGCUAUUCUAUUAGCUUCCUACCUCAAACAAGGGUACAAGCUCAACAAGACCUGGUUUCGGCGAAUUAUCACCGCCAGAGAUCGCAAAUUGACCCAUCCUGGGUUCACCAACAUGGCCGAGCUUGAAUCUUACGCCGAGUCAACUUAUUCGACCUUGUUGUAUUUGACGCUUUCGGCACUUCCCCUCAAGUCCCUGACCAUGGAUCACUUGGCCUCUCAUGUCGGGAAAGCUGCUGGCAUUGCAACUGUCCUACGCGGAGUGCCCUUGCUCGCAUUUCCUCCUCCUCCCAAUCGCCACUCCAAUAAUCCUACUGGCCAGGGGUUCCCUCCGAGUCGCGAAAACCAAGGCUCGAUCUCGUUGCCCUUGGAUAUCAUGUCACAGUGCGGUGUCCGAGAAGAAGAUAUCUUCCGAAAUGGAGAAAAUGCAGCGGGCAUCCGUGAUGCAGUUUUCACAGUCGCCACCCGCGCCUCCGAUCAUCUGAUCACCGCCAGAACCAUGCUGAAAAAUGUCCAAGAAUAUCAAGAUCCCGGACACGAAUUCGAGCACAUGCAUGAUGAAGGCCACGAAUACAGCAAAUAUGAUAUCGGGGUCAGGAUGUCUGCUGAGAAGAGGAAAGCGGACAAUGACAGGGGAUUCGGAAUUGUGAUGGGUCCAGCCGUCAGCACCCAGUUAUGGCUGGACAGAUUGCAAAAGGUUGAUUUCAACAUCUUCGACGACAGUCUGCGGCGAGUCGAAUGGAAGCUGCCAUUUGUUGCUUGGUUACGCCAUAAAAGAGGAGAACUGUGA
Rhinocladiella mackenziei CBS 650.93 is the source of this 1182-nucleotide messenger RNA. RefSeq lists its product as uncharacterized. Gene Ontology annotation, biological process: biosynthetic process; mitochondrial respiratory chain complex I assembly. The record is from RefSeq and is a predicted model, not a curated record. The transcript is spliced from 2 exons. Lineage: Eukaryota; Fungi; Ascomycota; Eurotiomycetes; Chaetothyriales; Herpotrichiellaceae. Gene Ontology annotation, cellular component: mitochondrion. Bases 1 to 1182 code for a protein of 393 amino acids.